Messenger RNA from Laccaria bicolor S238N-H82, 1017 nucleotides. RefSeq lists its product as uncharacterized. The record is from RefSeq and is a predicted model, not a curated record. NCBI's taxonomy places the organism in Eukaryota, Fungi, Basidiomycota, Agaricomycetes, Agaricales, Hydnangiaceae. The transcript is spliced from 2 exons. Bases 1 to 1017 code for a protein of 338 amino acids.
AUGCUGAACCGGUUUCGUUCAAGAAAGAUGCCUUCUUCCCCAUCCCUCCUUCAACGAUUUCACACGAUCUUCAAGCGCCUAGGAAAAAAUCAAUCAAAUGAGUGGAAUUUACCACUUCCUCCAGAGCUAAUGUGUCACAUCAUCGACUCCUACCUUGCCACAUCCACGAUCAUACCUUUGUACCUCGCCUUCCCAGUUCUCCGGCCAUAUUGUCAUUCACGACACAUCACCAUCUACAUUCGCGAAGCCUGGAAACCCCAUCAAACGAUCUACUUCAAGAUCGGAAUAUCCAAAUGUCCUCCUACCCGAGAACAAGACGACUCCAUGUUCCUUUCGACUCUAGAUGACAUUGGCUAUGCGGGCACGAAAAAAAAUCGCGGCUUCCUGUCCCUGGUUAGCGAUCUAACGCACGAUCUCAUAUCAAUCGAACUGGACAUCACAGUACGAUGGGAAAAGCUUGACGAAUACGUGCAAGGCUACAUCUUUGCUCUUCUACAACGCACCGGCUUAUGCUCAGUCAAGCUGGAAUACUGUGAUAUUCCCGUAGACCUAUUGAGUGUGGUACAAAAUCUCAAAACACUCGACGUCGAUAUGUCUUUGGGACGUCCCGACUACGUUUCUUUGUCGGGAGAAAGAGAAAAGGUGUACGUGGAAGAAGUUCGUCUCCGUGGAGGUCUCCCGUAUUGCCUCAUCGGCGCAGGGACGCCGUUUGACUGGUCCAGAUUGAGGGUGAUUGAUUAUUACGGAUAUCACAAUGGGCCACAACCGUUACUUCAGUUGUGUUCCUCCUCUCUUCAAAUGUUACACCUUGAGUUUUACGAUGAAGACGCAUAUAUCAACCUCGGCGUUCUUACCGACCUCCGUCACCUCACAUUGUCUAUCAGUCUUUCCUACACUGUCGAACAGACAGCGUAUACCAAUCCUGGAACCUACUCCUCAAUUGCGCCGUUUCUUUGCAUCCCCUACAUAUUGGCGUCCUGCAACGGACACACUAGUCCUUAUACUGCGUACGGUUGA